Molecule: messenger RNA, 1827 nt
Organism: Exophiala aquamarina CBS 119918
Lineage: Eukaryota; Fungi; Ascomycota; Eurotiomycetes; Chaetothyriales; Herpotrichiellaceae
Exons: 1
Coding region: 1-1827 (608 amino acids)
Source: RefSeq, a predicted model, not a curated record
AUGUGUUCGAAUGUCCAGACACUCACUCGAUGCCUUUGGUUUGGGCUAGCCACCAUCUCUCAAGCCGUCUUCGUUCCGAUACCCGACAAAGAGGUUCCUGUGACGCCAUUUGACUGGGGUAAACUUGAGUCCUCUCCGAAGCUCGAUUUUCAGAAAUGUUAUGACGGUUCUUUCGAUUGUGCGAAGCUGGUCGUGCCAUUGGAUUGGAACGAUCGGUCGAAUCCAAACAACAUAUCAGUCGCCAUAAUCCGACUCCCUGCUGUCGUUGAUCGGUCGGAUGAAUCCUAUGGUGGAGCGAUACUUGUCAAUCCUGGGGGUCCAGGAGGCUCCGGCACUGAUAUCCUGAUCAGUUCUGGAAAAUCGCUACAAGGCCUUGUGGACAGUGAGAAGCAUUUCGAUAUCUUGUCCUUUGACCCUCGUGGAGUUAAGUACACAACACCAAAUGUCGCCUGCUUCAACGACGAUGCCGCUAGACAGGCCCAAAUUAUCCUGGGUAUUGGCGCGGGUGGUUUGGAUCGUUUCCCUGAUGCUCUCAAUGUGAAGUGGGGACUUGACCAGGGCUUGGGCCAACUUUGUCAAUAUUCUGGCGACUUUGAAGAUGGAUCGAACAUUCGUCAAUAUGUCAGCACUGCAUUGGUAGCACGGGAUAUGCUCGAAAUCGUGGACCGGCUCGAUGAACACUUGAAGAUUGAAUUGCGAACUGCGAAUCCGCUGGCGGUCAAUCAGCAACAAAAGCUCACUAAAGAUCCCAAAGAGGAUGUCCCGCUCCUAAACUAUUGGGGCCUGUCCUAUGGGACGUACUUGGGAAACACUUUUGCUUCAAUGUUCCCGGAACGAGUCGGUCGAAUUAUUUUGGAUGGGGUUGUCGACGCAGAUGACUACGCUGCAACGGGGUGGACCUCAAAUCUCCGCGAUAAUGCUAAGACCUGGUCGAAGUUCUUCGAAUAUUGCUUUGAGGCGGGCCCAAAAUGCGCGUUCUACGAGCCGUCCAAUAAAUCACCAAAUGACAUUCGUGCGCGGGUGGACGCCUUCCUGGAGAAGCUCAAGGAGGAGCCAAUCCCUUUGAUCGUUGCAGGCAACUCAGUUCUCCUCACACACUACAUCCUGAGAAUAUCGCUUCAUACGUCGCUGUACUUCCCCAAUUCCUUCUGGCCUCUGCUCGCACGAUGGCUUCAGGUAUUGGCGAGUGGGGACUUGGUAACGGCAAGCUCAAUCAUAGAAACCGGAGAAUUAUGGCAGCAUCGAAAGCACAGAGGCUUUUCACCCUCCCUACCUCCUAUUCCAAAUCUCUUAGGCUUGGGGACCGUGUCCCUCGAGGACUCUGGUGAGCCCUUCCAAUUUGGCUAUACUUGGCAAACGGAAGCUUCAGUCUCGAUACUGUGCGGUGACGGAGAUGAUAUUACGGCUCGCACCAAAGCCAAUCACACCAAUUACCUGGCUCUCUUGGAGUCUCAAUCCGAGCUGAGUGCACCUAUCUGGGCAGAGAUUACGCUCCAUUGCAUCCACUGGCCAUGGUCACUGAGACCGUCAUCGAAAAAUCGUUUCAAUGGGCCGUUUCGAUCGAAACUGUCAGACUAUAACCCCAGAGGUAGUCCGCUUUUAUUCAUUGGCAACACUGCAGAUCCAGUGACGCCUGUAUACAAUGCCCACAAAAUGUCCAAAGGACACGAAGGGAGUGUAGUACUCACUCAAGAUAUCCCAGGCCACUGCUCCACCGAGAAUAAUCCUAGUAGAUGCCUCUUUCCCAUCGUCAGAGCGUUCUUUGCGAAUGGCACACUUCCGGAGCGCGACUUGGUGUGCGAGGGUAUUCGGAAACCUUGGGAUUAG